GGGCGGUUCACGCCACCCGGAAGCGCUCGGCGGCCGCCGGCCGGAAGCGGCAGGGGUUUGUUUCUGGUCGGACCCGCCCGGAGGCUGCACGUUCCUCCCGCGGGCCCGGCAACCAACAGCCUCAUGGCUUUCAACUUCGGGGCGACGGCGGGCGCCGGUGCUGCCAACCCCACCGGAUUUGGUGGGCUUGAAACUGCAAACUCCACUGCCAGUGGGUUUAAUUUUGGGGGUUUUGGAUUAACUGCUAACCCCGCAGUGAAUUUUAAUAUUGGGAAUUUCGGUGUUUCCACUACCUCAACUCCACCAUUCAAUUUUGGUAACACUCUGGCAAGUGCAGGUGCAUUUGGAGGAUUUGGGACAACCACCACCACUGCAGCACCAGCCUUUAGCUUUUCUGCUCCCACCAACACAGGUACCAGCGGACUUUUUGGUGCUACUCAGAACAAAGGCUUUGGAUUUGGGACUACUUUUGGCACAGGAACUGGAACUGGCUUGGGUAGUGGGUUGGGAACUGGGCUGGGCUUUGGAGGCUUCGGUACCCAGCAGCAGCAGACCACACUAGGAAGCAGCUUGUUCAGCCAGCCUGCUCAGACACCUGCCCAGUCCAACCAGCUCAUCAAUACAGCCAGUGCCCUCUCAGCUCCCACACUCUUGGGAGAUGAGAGAGAUGCAAUUUUGGCUAAAUGGAACCAGCUUCAGGCCUUCUGGGGAACAGGCAAAGGCUACUUCAACAACAACAUUGCUCCCGUGGAGUUCACUCAGGAAAACCCCUUCUGCAGGUUUAAGGCUGUGGGUUACAGUUUAAUCCCCAACAACAAGGAUGAAGAUGGCCUCGUGGUCUUGGUGUUUAACAGAAAAGAAGCAGAUAUCCGAAGCCAGCAGCAGCAGCUGGUAGAGUCACUACACAAAAUUCUGGGAGGAAACCAGACCCUGACUGUCAACGUGGAAGGUGUCAAAAUGUUGCCAGAUGACCAGACAGAAGUGAUCAUUUACGUGGUCGAGCGCUCACCCAACGGCACCUCAAGGAGAGUCCCUGCAUCCACCCUCCAUGCCCACUUUGAGCAGGCCAACAUCAAAACGUCCCUGCAGCAGCUGGGAGUCAGCUUCUCCAUGGCCAGGACAGAGCUUUCCCCAGCACAGGCCAAGCAGCUCCUGCAGAACCCUCCUGCUGGUGUUGAUCCUAUUAUAUGGGAACAAGCCAAAGUUGAUAAUCCUGAUCCUGACAAACUGAUUCCUGUGCCAAUGGUGGGUUUCAAGGAACUGUUAAGAAGAUUGAAGGCCCAAGAUCAGAUGACCAAACAGCAUCAGACUCGAUUAGAUAUAAUAUCAGAAGAUAUCAGUGAGCUGCAGAAAAACCAAACAACAACUAUGGCAAAGAUUGCACAGUACAAGAGGAAGCUGAUGGCUCUUUCUCACAGGACAUUACAGGUGUUGAUAAAGCAGGAGAUCCAAAGGAAAAGCGGUUAUGCCAUCCAGGCAGAUGAAGAGCAGCUUCGUGUGCAGCUGGACACCAUUCAGUGUGAACUUAAUGCACCUACUCAGUUCAAGGGCAGGCUGAAUGAGCUCAUGUCGCAGAUCAGGAUGCAGAAUCACUUUGGAACAGUGCGGGCUGAGGAGCGCUAUUAUAUAGAUGCAGACCUCUUAAGAGAGAUCAAGCAACAUCUGAAACAGCAGCAAGAAGGCUUGAGUCACCUCAUUAGCAUUAUAAAAGACGACUUGGAGGACAUCAAACUUAUAGAACAUGGGCUGAAUGAGACCAUUCCCAUCAGAGGAGGAGUCUUCAGCUGACCUGGUGGAUGCUGCUGAGCUUACAUGCAACAACCUUACUUGAGUUCAUGGGGUCACCUUCCAAGGCUGAAAACUGUUGAGGUAAAAUAAAAGACAGAUCUUCUAGGAGCAAUGGUAUUCUGGCUGUUAUCUUUAGAAACUAGCAAAACCUCCUCUAAGCUUUUCAACUUGACCUUUGGAAGGUUUCUAUUUUAUAAAGCUUUAAAUGCUUUAAUUAAAAGGAAAAGCAAAAGUAAGGAAAACUGACUCUGUUCAGAUACUGGUUUACUACAAAACUAUAUGUACUAUUGUACAUUUUCCUCUCUCCUUUUUUCCCCCCCUUCCUUUUUUUAACAACAGCAUUGUCCUAAAUUUGCAGUGCCAAGGGAGUUGGUCCACUUGUGACUUGGUUUGUGGAAAGCUUAGCCUGCUUCUGUGGUUCUGUCCAAACAAUGGAGUGACAUCGUUAUGUAGGCAGCUAAUUGAAGUCAUUGCAGAUAUGUCUGUUGCUGUGAUUUUGUCAGUCUCUGCAAUACCAGCAGUUUACUGGGGCAAGCUGUAGCAAGUUGAUGUUUCUAGUUUCUGUCUUCCCUUUGGACCACAGGGAUCUGAAGGUUGUGUUUUUGUCACUUUACAUACAUCAAUUCUAUGAAGCUUUACUGCCCCAUAAAUAACAGAAUGUCCAGGCCUUGUCUUCUGCCUUUUUUUUAAUUGCCAGAGGGUAAUAAAUUCAGUCUGACUUUCUAAGAA
Pogoniulus pusillus (Red-fronted tinkerbird) is the source of this 2517-nucleotide messenger RNA. RefSeq names its product nucleoporin 54 (gene NUP54). Gene Ontology annotation, biological process: NLS-bearing protein import into nucleus; protein localization to nuclear inner membrane; nuclear pore organization. The coding region runs from base 124 to 1788 and encodes 554 amino acids. The transcript is spliced from 13 exons. The record is from RefSeq and is a predicted model, not a curated record. Lineage: Eukaryota; Metazoa; Chordata; Aves; Piciformes; Lybiidae. Gene Ontology annotation, cellular component: nuclear pore; nuclear pore central transport channel. Gene Ontology annotation, molecular function: structural constituent of nuclear pore.